Messenger RNA from Musca domestica (house fly), 480 nucleotides. RefSeq lists its product as uncharacterized. Gene Ontology annotation, molecular function: odorant binding. The record is from RefSeq and is a predicted model, not a curated record. Gene Ontology annotation, biological process: sensory perception of smell. Bases 6 to 449 code for a protein of 147 amino acids. The transcript has 2 exons. NCBI's taxonomy places the organism in Eukaryota, Metazoa, Arthropoda, Insecta, Diptera, Muscidae.
CAAUAAUGCAGAUACAAUUUUCCAAAUAUUGUUUAUCGCUUAUUCUGUUAAGCUAUUUGCAACUGUCUCAGUCUACUAUUUUGGAGGAAGCUGUCAUAGAAUAUAUACAAUCGUUGGUCCAAAUCUGUGGCAAUGAAAGUGGUCUGAGCGAGCAAGACAUCCAUUUAAUUGCCAGUGAUCAAGUGGAUGAUUUGUAUAGAGCACCAAUUUCGGAUAAUUUUAAAUGUUUCUUGCAUUGUUUUUAUCUAAAACUGAAUUUAUUUGAUGAAAAUGGUCAACCCAUAGUAAGUGAAUAUUUCAAGGAGUACAUUGGAGAUCAUUUCUCUGUCAGUGAAGAUAAGGCCGCAGCAGCAAUGGAGAAAUGUGCCGCCAUCCGGGAUGAAAAUAAAUGUGAAAAUGUUAUUAAAGUGGAAUUGUGUAUUAUGGAUGUGGUUAAUUAUAAAUAUUGAAAUUAAGUUGAAGAACCAUUGAUAUUUUGAG